Mycosarcoma maydis (corn smut) is the source of this 939-nucleotide messenger RNA. RefSeq lists its product as uncharacterized. NCBI's taxonomy places the organism in Eukaryota, Fungi, Basidiomycota, Ustilaginomycetes, Ustilaginales. The transcript is spliced from 2 exons. The record is from RefSeq and is a predicted model, not a curated record. The coding region runs from base 1 to 939 and encodes 312 amino acids.
AUGGCUUUCGACGCUCUACGCAAGGUCAGCGGCGCUUCCAGCCAUGCUGCACCGAUAGACGUGAGCACCACAUCAGCUCGCAUCCUCGACCCGUUUGGCAACUUUACCGGCGUCAUCUCGCUUCCCUCGCCACACGGUUCGGUGCGCUCCACAAAGCUCGUCUCGAUCGACGGGCAACAUGUGCUCGCCACAGACGACGACGAGUCAUGUCUGAUGCGUAGGUUCAGCAGCUACGACGACUUGCCGACAAAUCAGGCGGCGGUGCACGCCAGCUUUAGCAAUGGCGUUGGCGGACGACGCAAUCGGUCAGUAGAUGCAAGGUUGUCGCAUCGCAAGUCGGUUUCGUUUGAAAACACAGAUAGCAGCGCUAAGGUGGCAGCCGAGCAGGUCGACCAGGCAUUCAGUGGCACCGCACAUCCACCGCUCGCUCCGAUUGGAGAGAAAGCGUCGCCUGUCGUGAUGCCAGCUGAGCAGAACCAAGCUCACCGGGCUCAAGAGCCGACCGACCUUACACUUGACGCUGAGCGCAAGGCUGUGGAGCUAUUGGCUACCGCCGAGCGCACUUGCAAAGACAAGGCAGCAGUACGCGUGCUGGACACGCUCGCGCAUGCUUCAUCGAGUGCCAGCACUGCAUGCACAUCACCGCGCUACUCGGCGCAGCAACGAACGGUGUCGUCGUCCACGACAGCCACUUUGACCACGCAACCGAUCGACUCGCACAAGCAUGGCUCCCAACCAGCUGCGCCAACAGCGCCAAACAUGCUCCAACGCACAGCCAGCCGUCUGCGCGCUACCGCAAGUGCUGACACUACAUCAGAAGCUCGAGCUGCAACAACACAUACCAACUCGAAACACAGCCACCACCACCAAAAGCGCGAUUCGGUCCUGGGCAAAUUCUUCAAGGGCGCAACAUCCAGUCGUAAGCAAGGCAAGGUGUAA